AUGGAUCCCCUACAAACAGUGCAUUUGGAGCCUCGGAAGAAGAGAUCCCGGCAGAUGGGUGCCUUGAGGACCUCCAUGCCUCAAGACGUCAAAUUUCGAGAUCUGGUCCUCUUCAUUUUGGAGAAGAAAAUGGGAACUACCCGCAGAGCGUUCCUCAUGGAGCUGGCCCGCAGGAAAGGGUUCAGGGUUGAAAAUGAGCUCAGCGAUUCUGUCACCCACAUUGUAGCAGAGAACAACUCGGGUUCCGAUGUUCUGGAAUGGCUUCAGGUACAGAAAGUUAAAGAUAGCUCCCAGCUCGAACUCCUCGAUGUCUCCUGGCUGAUAGAAUGCAUGGGAGCAGGGAGACCCGUGGAGAUGACAGGGAAGCACCAGCUUGUGGUGAGACAAGACUGCUCAGCUAGUCCCAACCCAGGCUCCCAGGAGGCCCCAGCACUUGCUGUGCACAAGAUCUCUGAGUACGCGUGUAAGAGAAGAACCACUUUGAACAACUGUAACCACAUAUUCACGGAUGCCUUUGAGAUUUUGGCUGAAAAUUGUGAGUUCAGAGAAAAUGAGGAUUCUUACGUGACAUUUAUAAGAGCAGCUUCAGUCCUGAAAUCUCUACCGUUCCCAAUCGUCAGUAUGAAGGACACAGAAGGAAUUCCCUGCCUGGGGGACAAGGUGAAGGGCAUCAUAGAGGAAAUUAUUGAAGAAGGAGAAAGUUCUGAAGUUAAAGCUGUGUUAAAUGAUGAACGAUAUCAAUGCUUCAAACUCUUCACUUCUGUAUUCGGAGUGGGGUUGAAGACCUCUGAGAAGUGGUUCAGGAUGGGUUUCAGAACUCUGAGUAAAAUAAGGUCGGACAAAAGCCUGAAAUUUACACGGAUGCAGCAAGCAGGAUUCCGCUACUAUGAAGACCUCGUGAGCUGUGUGACCAGGGCAGAAGCAGAGGCGGUUGAUGUGCUGGUUAAAGAGGCCGUCUGGGCAUACCUUCCAGGGGCCUUCAUCACCAUGACCGGAGGCUUCCGGAGGGGUAAGAAGAUUGGGCAUGAUGUGGAUUUUUUAAUUACCAGCCCCGAAUCAACAGAGGAAGACGAGCAACAACUCUUACAUAAAGUGGUAAAUUUAUGGGAAAAGAAGGGAUUACUUUUAUACCACGACUUCAUGGAGUCCACGUUCGAAAAGCUCAAGCAGCCCAGCAGGAAGGUGGAUGCCUUGGAUCAUUUUCAAAAGUGCUUUCUAAUCCUAAGAUUGCCCCACGAGAGAGUGGACAGCGACAGGCCCAGCCAGCAGGAAGGAAAGGACUGGAAGGCCAUCCGCGUGGACCUGGUUAUGUGUCCCUACGAGUGCCACGCCUUUGCCCUGCUGGGGUGGACUGGCUCCCGGCAGUUUGAAAGAGACCUCCGGCGCUAUGCCACACAUGAGCGGAGGAUGAUUCUGGAUAACCAUGCUUUAUAUGACAAGACCAAGAGGAUGUUUCUCCAGGCAGAAAGUGAAGAAGAAAUAUUUGCCCACCUGGGAUUGGAUUACAUUGAACCAUGGGAAAGAAAUGCCUAG
This is a messenger RNA of Lepus europaeus (European hare), 1533 nucleotides long. RefSeq names its product DNA nucleotidylexotransferase (gene DNTT). Gene Ontology annotation, biological process: double-strand break repair via nonhomologous end joining. Gene Ontology annotation, cellular component: nucleus. Gene Ontology annotation, molecular function: DNA binding; DNA nucleotidylexotransferase activity; DNA-directed DNA polymerase activity. The transcript is spliced from 11 exons. The record is from RefSeq and is a predicted model, not a curated record. Lineage: Eukaryota; Metazoa; Chordata; Mammalia; Lagomorpha; Leporidae. The coding region runs from base 1 to 1533 and encodes 510 amino acids.